GCCCUCAUUGUUCUUACUGGUCUGCCCUGCUUCCAGCUUUUCUACAACUUGUGUGACCUAUACACAGAUUGUAGACUACUUUCACAUGCAAAGGGAUUUCGCAUCUCAAAUGAAGACGCUGUGCUGCUCACGUUUAUGAAGUUGCAGCACAACCUGACAUUUUCAGUGUUAGGUGUACUCUUUGGUGUUCAUAGAACCACUGCAGCCGACAUCUUUAAAGCAAGUGUGACAGUCCUUGCAGCAAUAUUGCGAGAGGCAGUCUAUUGGCCAACAAAAGAAGCUGUCGUUGACAAUAUGACUGUGUACUUUAAAGAUUACACCACUGUACGCGCAGUACUUGACUGUACUGAGAUACCAUUGCAGAGGCCCAAGGACAUGGAGUCUCAAUUGCUGACUUACAGUUGGUAUAAAGGUACAUACACAGCUAAAAUUCUUGUCUGUGAGACACCAGGAGGACACAUCAGCUAUGUCAGCAAUGCCUAUGGGGGAAGGGCAUCCGAUUCCUUCAUAACUAAGGAAUGUAGAGUGUUGGAGAAGUUUCUACCUUCUAUAGACAGUGUUAUGGUAGAUAAGGGUUUUCUGAUUGACAAAUUAUGCCUUGAACACCACAUUAAAAUGAUGCGUCCACCUUUUUUGAAGACCAAAAAGCAGCUUUCAAAAGAUGAUGCUGAAAGAAAUCAAAGCAUUGCUGCAGCACGAGUUCACGUGGAGAGGGCAAUCCAGCGAAUGAAAGCAUUCAAGAUUUUGGGAGGAAAUGUAGGAAUAGAACUUUUUCCUUUUAUUGAUGACAUUGUGCAGAUCAUAGCUGGAAUUGUGAACCUUUCUAAGCCAAUUUUCAGUGAUGACAAGUUUUUAAAUUAGGAAAUUAUUUAAUACGACAGAGCACGCAACAGAGAGGCCACGUAAACAAGCCUGCAUUUAUUUUUGGUCAUUAGUCGCACCGUCUAGAGAAUCUGUAGAUGCUGAUGCCCUUAAUUUUACUAACAGUGGUUCAGAGGUGAACAUGUAUGUGCAUGAAAACACUUUUUUGAUGUAAAAAAUCCUCUCUAAGCAACGAUCUUGUUGCAGAUUACUCACAAUAUAGCUCAAUAGUACAAUGAAUGCGACACUAGGGUUGUUUGUACAGUCUGCACCUUUGCAAUCAAUUUUCUGUUCAUUAUUAAAAGCAAUGUUCACAUCUUGAGUUUUUUAACGAGUUACAUACGGGAGCACAUAAGACUUAAAAAAAUAUACAGCUCGCUCUACAACAGUGCUAAAAAAGUCUCUAUCAAAAUUAGCUGUUAGCAGCAGCACAUUCUCGCUGUCCUGAAAAACAAAGAAAUCAGCCAUCUCUACUUCUAGAAUACCCAUUUGCACUUGAAUUUGGCAGAAAUAUCUACUUGUUUUCUUAAGGCUAAGGUUGCCGUUGCUCAGUGUUGUUAGCUCCUUAGCCUUAAACCUUUCCAAAUUAACUGGGCAUUUUACUUCUAGCACUCUGGUAGCACAGCAGCUACAAGUAACAAGUCCAUCUGGACUUGCUCCAAUACAAGGGUUUUCUUUGGAAAUUACAAGGCCUAUGCUUUGUAGUUGGAGAUUUUGGUGUGUUGUUGUGGCUAAGUAGAAGUUUUUUGCUGUGUUCUCAAGCAAGGAUCCUCUUGACAUAGCUGGAGUUUGCACCGUUUGUUCCUUCAUCACUGACUUAAGCAGAGGGCGCACAUCAUGAGGGCCCAUUCUUGUUUUCAGUGUAUGCACUCGCGUGUACACAGAGUAAGCAAUAGAUGCUGUUAUAAGUCCUUUCCUGUAGAGCAUCCAGUGUUGUGAGUUCACCUGUUGCUCUGUCAAAUGCGUGAUUGUCUGAAUGUUUGAUUGUGUGAAUGUCUGCUGCAAUUGUAUAUAAAUGUCUUCUGUUGAAAGUGCCCCCGCUUCCACUGCUUUGAUGACGGCUUCUGUCAGUGCUGGUGGCCUUGCUACGCAAGACUCUUCCUUAUUGUGCUCCAAUAUUUCUCCACAUGCACUGUGUUCAUUUGGCAUUGGGGUUGUAUUUGCUGCAUCUGCAGCUCUGCAGUCUUGUUUGCCACUUGAAGAUGAGCUGCUGGCUACAUCUGCUGGAUGCGUGGGGUUUCCUGGAAUGCAAGCACAUUGUGUAAGUGCCAAAAGUCAUGACCGCAGCUUGACAAAAUGCCGCCACAUGAGCGUAUGGUAUAUUGUUGUGCUGUAAAGAUGGCAAGCAUACGUACAUCAACACUAAAAACAAGAAACAAAUACAAACCGUGCUAAUGUCAUUUGUGUGCCACCUUGUGUGUGCAGUGCAACAAUACCGCAUACAGUGAUGCCAUACCAACUAGCCCCAAUCGAAGCACUUCUUACAACACAUGUACAGUCCAAUUUUGCUCAUUGUACAUAAUCUGCCUUGUAUUAAUGUUUAGACUCUAUGACUGUGACUGGGAAUUAUGUCCACAAUUUGUAUAAGUAGUUGCUCUAUUGUUUUGAU
Messenger RNA from Dermacentor albipictus, 2470 nucleotides. RefSeq lists its product as uncharacterized. The record is from RefSeq and is a predicted model, not a curated record. NCBI's taxonomy places the organism in Eukaryota, Metazoa, Arthropoda, Arachnida, Ixodida, Ixodidae.